GGUUCCCGAAAGCUCUCUUGGUGACUGCUGUUACGGGCUUACGCGUCAUCACACGAAUCCUCCCGCCCCUCGAGCGCACCAUCCUUCCAUUUUUUCCUGCCAGUAGACGUUAGACAGAGUUCUAAACCACAUCCAUCGAUCAGAUUUAACAGAACAGAUUGAACAACGCGACUGUCCGCGCGCUGCUGCAGUGGAAUGCUAACGAUCCGCGCGCUCGUCAGCGGACACCGACGGAGAUCGCGCGUCAAGAUUGAAGGAUUCUGCAGUAGCGAAAACGCUUUAGAGGACGAAGAAACUGUCCAUUUUAGCGUUUCGGAUAAUUUUUUCUUUGGAUCUUUCUAAAGCGGGAUUUACAUCAUGACGGCCACAAAAGAGCAGCAGAGCCAGAGACCGAAUCCGCAAGACGAGGAUUUGGGUGGCAUGAGUCCUCCUCAGAGGAACUGGAAAGGAAUUGCGAUCGCUCUACUGGUCAUACUGGUGGUCUGUUCCCUCAUCACAAUGUCUGUGAUCCUCCUGACUCCAAAUGAGACCUUACCGGGUAAAGACACCAAGUUAACUGUGGAGGAUCUUUUCAGCACUGAUUUCUUCGUGCAUGACCCCGAAGCUCGCUGGAUCAACGAAUCUGAAGUUAUCUACAGAAACCACAAUGGCCAUGUGAUCAAGUUUAACAUCCUCACAAAUGAAACAGAGAUUUUGUUGAAGAACACCACAUUUGAUGCUUUUAAAGCCACCAGUUACUCCAUCAGCCCCGACAUGAAGUAUGUGCUGUUCACGUACAAUGUCAAACAGGUCUAUAGACACUCAUUCACAGCGUCCUACAUUAUUUAUAACAUUCACACCAGGGAGGUUGGUGAGCUGGAUCCUCCAGAAGUGUUAAACUCUAAACUCCAGCACGCUGCAUGGGGUGUCCAGGGUCAACAGCUGGUGUAUAUAUUUGAGAAUAACAUUUAUUAUCAGUCGGAUGUCAGGAGUAACUCGCUCAGACUGACCUCAUCAGGGAAGGAGGGCGUCAUAUAUAACGGGAUUGCUGACUGGUUGUAUGAAGAGGAGAUCCUGCACACUCACGUAGCACACUGGUGGUCACCUGACGGGGAGCGAUUGGCAUUUCUGGUCUUGAAUGACAGUCUGGUGCCAAACAUGGUAUUGCCCACUUUCACUGGCUCUGCUUACCCGAAGGGCAAACAGUAUCCAUACCCGAAGGCUGGACAACUUAAUCCCAUGGUGAAACUGUUUGUAGUCAAUCUAUACGGGCCGACACACACUCUUGAGCUCACUCCACCCGAUGAGCUCAAACUGAGAGAGCACUAUGUGGUGAUGGUAAAGUGGAUCAGUAAGACUAAGACAGCAGUGCGCUGGUUAAACCGAGCACAGAAUGUCUCCUUUCUGACUAUAUGUGACUCUACUACUGGAGCGUGCAUCAAGAGGCAUGAGGAAACAUCAGAUGUUUGGCUCUCCAAACAGAACCAGGAACCGUACUUCUCUAGGGAUGGCAGUCGAUUCUUCCUGACAGUCCCUGUGAAGCAGGGCGGUCGCGGAGACUUCCAGCACAUAGCAAUGUUCACCUCACAGGUGCGGGCGGAUCAGAAUGAAGUGCGACAUCUGACAUCAGGUAAUUGGGAAGUGUCACAGAUUCUGGCUUACGAUGAGAACGCACACAGCAUAUAUUUCCUGAGCACUGAAGGUUCGCCCUGGCGCAGACAGCUCUACAGCGUGUCAACAGUGGGAUUGUUUCCACGGCGAUGUCUGACAUGUGAAUUGAAUAAAGCUCAUUGCACGUUCUUCAGUGCAGUUUUUAGCCCCAACAAACAGCACGUCAUACUACACUGCAAAGGUCCAGGAGCGCCAGCGGUGAUCAUACACACUUUAAACACUGCAAAUUAUUACAUAUUAGAAAAUAACGCAGUCCUCAAAGCUGCUCUCAGAUACAAAAGAAUCCAAGUGACGGAAUACAGAAGCAUCCAGACUGACCACUUCGAGUUGCCGCUAAAGAUUGCAUAUCCACCCGACUUCUCUGAGUCACGUACUUACGCUCUUCUUCUGCUGAUUGAUAGUGCCCCUGGUGGCCAGCAGGUGAAUGAGCAGUAUUCACUUGACUGGGACUCUGUGCUGGUCAGCUCCGACAGCGUUAUUGUGGCCCGUCUGGAUGGCAGAGGGAGUGGCUUCCUGGGUCAGAAGGUUUUACAGGAGGUGCACAAGCGUCUGGGAGUUGUGGAAAUUCAGGAUCAUCUGACUGCUGUUAAUUACCUGUUGAAACUGCCUUACAUUGACCGAUCCAGGAUUGGUGUGUUUGGUCAGAACUAUGGCGGAAAUGUCGCACUUCAGCUCAUUAAAUCUACUGAGAAUUUGUUUCGCUGUGCAGCGGCCAUGUCACCUGUCACUGACUGGACUUUGUAUGCCUCUGCAUUCUCUGAGCGUUAUCUAGGAUCUCCUCUCCAGGAUGACAACAGAUAUCAGUUAUCCAGUGUGCUUCAGAAUCCACAGGGCUUUAGGGACCAAACACUAAUGUUAUUACAUGCUACUGCAGAUGCAAACAUUCAUUUCCAGCACACAGCUGAGCUUAUUAAGAACCUUGUGAAGGUUGGAGCAAACUACACUCUACAGAUUUAUCCAGAUGAGGGUCACUUCUUGUCCAAAAACAGCAGACGGCACGUGGCGGCGACACUCAGCAGCUACUUCAGAUCCUGUCUGCAGGAGGAAAUGCUUCCUGUCAGCGAGGAAGAGGAGGAGGAGGAAGAGUGAAGAUGACAUGCACGCACACGCACAAUGAUACAACACAUACACAUUGGGACAGUAAAACACACUGGACAUUGAGACAAACAUAUAAAGCAGAACGCACAGACACACACUGUGUGCACUGACACCUACUGCUCUGAGAGAGAGAGAGAGAGAGAGAGAGAGAGAGAGAGAGAGAGAGUAUACUGUAUAUGCAUGUGUGUGGAUGGAUGGAUGGAUGUGUUAGGUAUGUCAGAGUGUGUUUCUGUGUACCUGGCUAUUAGAUUUGGGUUGGAAAUGGAUUGAAAUUCAAAGACACUAAUGGAAUAGUUCACAUAUCACCAAGAUCUUCAAGUGGACUGGGCUUCUCUGAUUGGCUCAUCCACAGCACAGACUCGUCCAUCAGCCAUUGCAUGCCAUUUUGCUUCACUCUCCAUCUACCUGUAUAUCAUCCUUCAGAAGGAGCACUACAUUCUGACUGUCAUUUCACAGAAAAGGCUCACUGUCUCCAUGACAACGGCUCGCUGAGAAGAACUGUAAAUCCAUCCAGCAAAGCCUCAAGGAUCUGUAUGUCUAGUGGAUUCUGCGUUGCUGGUGUAUGUUGUACAGAAGGUUUUAUGUUGGAUUACAGGAGAGAGUUUUCAUUCAUCACAGAUUUUCUGUCUCUGAAAUGCUUUUAUAUGGGCUCUAUGCAUGCGUGACUUCCGCGUUUCACGGUCAGAACCUAGACAAUUUCCAGUUGGGGAGACUUAAAGCGGAGAGAAAUGGAAAAAUGAGAAAAUAUUUAAAUUUGGCAGAUGCUGUACAUUGCGACACACAUUAGUGGUAUAUAGAAGUGCUGUUCUACCAUAUUUGAAAUGAUACUUUCAUAAGUUAACAUUUCGUUAUAACAUUCAAAUAUGGUAGAACGCCACUUCUAUUAUCUAUUGUACUAUUUUCUAAUUUUUCCAUUUCUCUCUGCUUUCUAAUUUUUCCAUUUCUCUCUGCUUUAAGUCUCCCAACAGGAAACUGCCUAGGGUUCUGACCGUGAAACGCGGAAGUCACGCAUGCAUAGAGCCUAUUGCUGACUGUUUAGUUUUGCUGUCGAGGUGGGGAGUGAGGGUGAAGGGGGUCUGGUUGAUAGUUAUUGUGCUCUAGUUAUGACAUUUAUGAUUAUAAAUAAACGGUAGUCAGACCCAACACUG
Triplophysa rosa is the source of this 3896-nucleotide messenger RNA. Its product is annotated as inactive dipeptidyl peptidase 10-like. Gene Ontology annotation, biological process: proteolysis. The transcript is spliced from 26 exons. The coding region runs from base 358 to 2739 and encodes 793 amino acids. Gene Ontology annotation, molecular function: dipeptidyl-peptidase activity; serine-type peptidase activity. The record is from RefSeq and is a predicted model, not a curated record. NCBI's taxonomy places the organism in Eukaryota, Metazoa, Chordata, Actinopteri, Cypriniformes, Nemacheilidae.